AUGACAGGGGCCAACAAAUUGUCGCGCCCUAAUCCUCGGACGAGACGACGUCGAGAAAGGCAGGCGGAGGAAUCCGCCCUUUCUCCCGAGGAGCGCGAACGACGGAUAGCCGCUCGACGAGCACACAAUGCAGAACGUGUGCGUCGUGCCAACCAAGAGCGCGAUCGUUUAAGAAGAGAGGCGCGUCACCAAGAAGAAGAGGCGCGUCGACAGCGCCAGGAGGAGCAACGUCGUGAAAAAGCGGCUCGCCAGGAGGCCGAACGAGCGCGUUUAGUGGAAAAAGCCCGGCAGCGAGUCCUCCAGGAGCCACUAGCACAACCUGUCGCUGCCGCUGACCGAAUCUCGGGCCCCCCUUAUAGCUCCGAAAAUUCUCAUCCGAACAUCGAGGGGGGUUGGAACCUCCUCGAGAUACGAUGCGGACGUGAUGGUACUAGGGACCCCCGGAAACGACGUCCAUUCAAAGAUCGGAGCAUUCCGGUAGUUUUGCGAUUACCGCGGUUCUGUGAGGAACCACGGUACGUCUUCCCGCCGGUGAAUAUCGUCCGUCGGGACGGGUCCCCGGCGGCUGAGUCUAGCCAGCCAAUUGUGGUAGACUGCCCAAGCACUCCUCUGUGUCCGUGGGGUUUACGCGUACCACCGUCGACACCACUACCCGCGCCUGGGGAGUUCAUCCGGGUAAAUAGCAUUCCGGUGGAAAUUCCGGAUACACCGACUGUCAACGCCGCCGUGCCCGAUUCCGACACGGAGGCCCGUGACCUCCAUCCAGUUUCAUACACUCCCGUCAGUCGGCCAGAUCAGGCCCCUUUUCGCACCCCACCAGUUCCUACCUGUGAAGAGGAGCCCGGAUCGGACACCCUACUUUUGUCUGCUUUCGAAACGCCGGAGACGUUCUCUCCAUCCCUUAUAGGUUCGCCGCCGGCAAAACGUUUCUGCGGAUCUCACCGCCGAAACCUCGAUUUUGAUUAG
Messenger RNA from Belonocnema kinseyi, 966 nucleotides. Its product is annotated as stress response protein nst1-like. Bases 1 to 966 code for a protein of 321 amino acids. NCBI's taxonomy places the organism in Eukaryota, Metazoa, Arthropoda, Insecta, Hymenoptera, Cynipidae. The record is from RefSeq and is a predicted model, not a curated record. The transcript has a single exon.